AUGUCGGCAUACGCGAGAAAUGCAAAGAAAGGCGUCAAAAUCGGGGAAAAUCGGGAUGCCGGGGAGCUGAAAGAAAACGAUGCUGUGCCUACGAAAGAUGAGCUCGUUCUCCUAAUUAUGGGCGAUCCACAGUACCACUACCCUUGUGAAAUGACGAAUCUCGAAUGCAAGGCGGCUAGCCAGCCGAUAAGGAAAAACUUUAGACUGGAUUAUUUCCUCCGCCCACUACCCCCGAUCCUGACGAAUUGGACCGAAGCCCAGGAUGAGGCGAUAAAAGUGGAGAGCCGUUUCGCUAACAAGAUCCAGAGAAAUUCGUUGGAAAAAUUGAUUAGGUCAUUCCCCUACGAGCCCUCGGCACUGAUCAUCAACGGGGAUCUGACGAAUUUUGGGCACAAGCCGCAGCUGGACGAAUUUGUGUCUUACUGGCAAAAACUGCGCUUACGUUUUACAACUCAACAACGCUCUGGAUUACGAGCGGAACAUCACCUUUGCUUGGGCAGAAAAAUGGAGGAUAAGAUCCACGGUAUCCUGGCUGAAGCGACAACUGGAUUUAAUAGC
Messenger RNA from Mesorhabditis spiculigera, 558 nucleotides. NCBI's taxonomy places the organism in Eukaryota, Metazoa, Nematoda, Chromadorea, Rhabditida, Rhabditidae. The record is from the annotation of a GenBank genome assembly.